AUGAACAUGGCCACCGCCUCCACCGCGCCGACCGCGGGCGAGUACGCGGGAGAUGAGGUCUCGGCCAUCGUGCUCGACCCCGGCUACUCGACCACACGCGCGGGCUUCGCGGGCGAGGACGUGCCCAAGUCCGUGUGCCCGUCCUUCUACGGCCAGCGCGACGGCGAGCCGCUCCUCUUCGGCGAGAACGCGAUCCACUCGCCCGCGGCCCACGUCGAGAUCAAGAACUACUGGGGCGCCGACGGCAUCGUCGAGGACUGGGACGCCGCCGCGAGGCUGUGGGAGUACGCCAUCACCAGCCGGCUGACGGGCCCAAGCCCCGCCGACCCGGCCCGCAACGGGCUCAACGACGCCCGCGCCGUGGACGCGCACAUGGAGGCCGUCGAGGACGCGGAGAAGCCCAUGGAGGACAGCCCGCUGCUCGUCACGGAGCCGGGCUGGAACAGCGCAAAGGCGCGGGAGCGGUACAUUGAGCUGGCCAUGGAGGACUGGGGCGCCCCCGCCUUCUUCCUGCAGAAGACGGGCGUGCUGGCUGCCUUUGCCUCGGGCAAGGCCUCGGGCAUCGUCAUCGACGUCGGCGCCGCCCACACCACCGUCACCCCCGUGCUCGACGGCAUGGUCCUGCGCAAGGGCGUGCACAAGUCCACCCUGGCCGGCAACUUUGUCUCGCAGCAGAUCCGCCACACCUUCAAGACGGCCACGCCCGAGAUCCAACUCACCCCGCACUACCUGGUCCGCCACAAGUCGCCCGUCGACGCCGGCGCGCCCGCAAACGCCACCUACCGCACCUUUGCCCUCGCCCCGCCCGCCUCCUUCCGCGCCCACGAGGAAGAGCGGGUGCUGACCGAGUUCAAGGAAUCCGUCGUCGAGCUCUGGCCGGGCCCCGGCCGCUUCACGAGCGGGGCCAACGAAGAAGUCGCCCACUCCGCCCCCGGCCGCCCGUUCGAGAUGCCGGACGGGUGGAACAACGUGUUCGGCAGCUCGCGCUUCCGCGUGGCAGAGGGCCUGUUCGACGCCUCGGCCGCGCUGACGUCCGACUCGCUGCCGCGGCCCAAGGACGACGCCACGAUCCCGCGCCUCGUCCAGGCCGCCGUCUCGCACGUCGACGCCGACCAGCGGCCCUUGCUGCUCGCCAACAUCGUCGUCACCGGCGGCUCCACCCUGCUGCACAAGUUCACGGACCGGCUGAACGCGGAGAUCAACGCCCUCUACCCGUCCACGCGCAACAAGCUCAUCGCCCCGGGCAGCGUCGUCGAGCGCAAGUACGCCGCCUGGAUCGGAGGCAGCAUCCUCGCGAGCCUCGGCAGCUUCCACCAGCUGUGGAUCUCCAGGAAGGAGUACGACGAGCACGGGCCUGGCAUUGUCGAGAAGAGGUGUCGGUAG
Messenger RNA from Ascochyta rabiei, 1383 nucleotides. RefSeq names its product NuA4 histone acetyltransferase subunit. NCBI's taxonomy places the organism in Eukaryota, Fungi, Ascomycota, Dothideomycetes, Pleosporales, Didymellaceae. Gene Ontology annotation, molecular function: chromatin binding. Gene Ontology annotation, cellular component: SWI/SNF complex; NuA4 histone acetyltransferase complex. The coding region runs from base 1 to 1383 and encodes 460 amino acids. The record is from RefSeq and is a predicted model, not a curated record. Gene Ontology annotation, biological process: regulation of transcription by RNA polymerase II. The transcript is spliced from 2 exons.